Molecule: messenger RNA, 675 nt
Organism: Ostertagia ostertagi
Lineage: Eukaryota; Metazoa; Nematoda; Chromadorea; Rhabditida; Trichostrongylidae
Source: the annotation of a GenBank genome assembly
GUGAGUCUCUUGUCGUCGUCUGGCUUGUUCGGACCAUUGCACAUUCUUCGCGAGUUCCUGUCAUCCCUGGGACAUCCGGAGACAACCAUUCGGAGCACAGGCACGGAACUGCGAUUUCGACAUUUGAUCGCUUUUUUUCUUGGGCGUCCUGUGCUGCAACCAAACAGUAUCGCCCGAUCAGAGAUUCUGAUAGCCAACUGUGAUGUCCGUCGGGGAAGGCUUGUGCAUCGAUGGAGUCGUCAUAAAUGUCUGCUCUAUAACGGAAGUCUUCGGAUACAAAAAGGGACGGGGGAGGACGACGUGAUGAGCUUGUCGCGAUGUCGUGUCGAUGUGUGGGAAUCUAGACGCGGUCGCUGCCUUCGUGUUCAGCACUCCGCUUCUGUAAUCCUACUGCAUUUCGACGAACCAGAAGUUUGCGCUUUGGUCAACGGCAUGUCGACAGAGUGGGCAACGGAAUGUAUGCGACCUGAGCGAUCGGAAGCUUACACUUCUUCCGGAAUCGCUGUUGUGUUCGGAAUCGUACCAGAAGAAAUCCUAACACGUCUACCUCACUUGGCAGAAUGGGCUCUGGCCGGAAACUACAUCGAGAAUAUGGAUAUCGAUGAACCCGUGCAUAUCAUGAAGGUCACUUUGGCUAUUUUGAUCCUUGUUACAAAGAAAAAUGGCAUGAAGUGA